This is a messenger RNA of Pleuronectes platessa (European plaice), 1232 nucleotides long. RefSeq names its product ependymin-like. The transcript has 7 exons. Gene Ontology annotation, molecular function: calcium ion binding. The coding region runs from base 40 to 681 and encodes 213 amino acids. The record is from RefSeq and is a predicted model, not a curated record. Lineage: Eukaryota; Metazoa; Chordata; Actinopteri; Pleuronectiformes; Pleuronectidae. Gene Ontology annotation, biological process: cell-matrix adhesion. Gene Ontology annotation, cellular component: lysosome; extracellular region.
AGCAAAUCAUUCCUUCCUGCGUAUCUGUCAGCAGGCAGCAUGAGAGUCCUCGUCCUGUUUGUGUGCCUGUCAGCGGGCUGCCUCGCUCAGAGACCACAACAAUGCACAUCCCCUCGACAGCUAACCGGAGACCUGUCUGUGACCACCCAAAAUGAGAAGCUGCUGGCCUUCGCCAAGUACAGCUAUGAUGCCCAGAGACAGCGCAUCCGCCUCACAGAGUGGGGGGUCAUCGGCAAUAAGACCUUCCACAUCGACGUCCUUCUGCUCUACAGACAGCGUGUGAUGUAUAAGAUUAACUCCAAGAACCACACGUGCUGCAAGAGGCCGCUCAAUGUGGACUUCCACCCACUGGCGAUCCCAAAGAACGCGACCCUGCUGGCACAGGUUGUGCUGGGCAGCUCCUCUGGCCCGGGACAGGGAGUCUUGGUCAACACCUGGGCGGGGGAGCAGCAGAUGAAGGAGGGGAAAGCACAGUACAUGAGCACCGUCACCGAGUUUGGAUGUAUUCCUGUCAGCACUCUGUUUCACACCAGCAAAACUGGAUGGAUGGUGACCAGCUUUUUUAACAACAUUGUCGGACUGCAGGACCCUCAGCAGCUCAUCCCACCACCUUUCUGCAAGGACGCGCAGCUGGAGGAAGAGGAGGGACAGGACCCGGCGACCUUCUUUAGCUUGUUUUAAAACACAAGUCUAUAUUUUAAAAUGUAUUGUGCACUGUGACUGUACACGACUAUUUGGCACUGCAUUAUUACUCAUUUAGUGGGAUGUGGGUUGAAUUGAGGCCACUUUUUUUCAAUCAGUUUAAAAUAGUACGUUUGUUGUGGGUUUAAUCUUUUCUUAUUUGUAUAAACAGAUUAAGUGUACUUGUGUCAGAAGUGAUUUAUUUCAAAUACAAAUGAAGCGAGAAACGAUAUGUACUAUAUACUUUAACAAAUAAAAUACACAAUUACAAUCUCUUUUUGGACAGAACAUAAAACUUACGAGAUUUUUUCAUUUUUAAUUUCCUUACAUUAAAUAAUAUAUGGUAAAGACAUGAAUACUUGGUGGGAGCAAUAAAGACAAAUGAUUUAACCAAUGUUGAAAUAUGUACUUAAUGAUACUGAUUUAUAAUAACAAUUGAACAAUCUCAAUAUGGUAUGAUAUUAUUUUUGAGGGACAGAACUUCAGAAAAUAAGGCAGUUCAAUCUGUUUUCUCAACCUACGUGAAAUUAAAGUUGUUUCUGUCUUUUUGA